Messenger RNA from Anisakis simplex (herring worm), 735 nucleotides. The record is from the annotation of a GenBank genome assembly. Lineage: Eukaryota; Metazoa; Nematoda; Chromadorea; Rhabditida; Anisakidae.
AUGGGACGCGAUUGGUUAUUCAGUGAGGAUCAGCUGGCGAAUAGUCCAUCAAGACGAGAUGGUAUCGACCGUGCGGAUGAGGAUCGUAUGCGCAGAGAGGGUAUUAAGUUGAUCGUUGAAAUUGGAACGUGCCUCAAAUUGCAACCGAACCCAACAUUAGCUACAGGAGCUGUCUAUUUUCAUCGAUUCUACAUGUUUCAUUCAUUCAGAGAAUUUCCAAAACAUUUGACUGCUUUGGGAUGUAUAUUUUUGGCCGGAAAAGUGGAGGAAACACCGAAGAAAUGCAAAGAUAUCGUUACGACGGCAAAAGAAAAAUAUCCCGAAUUAUAUUCACUGAAAAAUGCUAUUGAUGAAGUGAUGGGAAUCGAACGUGUUCUUUUGCAAACUAUUAAAUUCGAUUUGCACGUUGAUCAUCCCUAUACAUAUCUUUUGCAGUACCAGAAGGUAUUUAAACUGGAUCGUGAAAAGAAACAAACCGUACUGCAAAAUGCGUGGACAUUUGUGAAUGAUUCCAUGUCGACUACGCUCUGUUUAAUAUGGGAACCUGAGGUGGUGGCAAUAUCGUUGAUAUAUAUGGCACUGAAAAUGACCAAAUUGGACGGUGUUGACUGGAUCGAUAGGCAGCCUGGUGAGCAGUGGUGGGAUCAGUUUGUGGCGAAUCUGACGUCGGAUAUGAUGGAAGAUGUAUGCCAUAAGGUACUCGACUAUUAUACAGUAACAAAGAAAGAGCGAUGA